Molecule: messenger RNA, 695 nt
Organism: Sinocyclocheilus grahami
Lineage: Eukaryota; Metazoa; Chordata; Actinopteri; Cypriniformes; Cyprinidae
Product: hippocampus abundant transcript 1 protein-like
Exons: 5
Coding region: 40-624 (194 amino acids)
Biological process (GO): transmembrane transport
Molecular function (GO): transmembrane transporter activity
Source: RefSeq, a predicted model, not a curated record
AUUAACUUCUCCUCAGAAGCGAUUGCAGCGUUUAUUGCGAUGGUGGGAAUCCUGUCCAUCAUAGCACAGACGUUACUGUUAAGCGUCCUGAUGAAGAAGAUUGGGAAUAAAUGCACAGUGCUGCUUGGACUGGGGUUUCAGUUGUUCCAGCUGGCUUGGUACGGCUUCGGGUCUGAACCGUGGAUGAUGUGGGGGGCUGGUGCUGUGGCUGCUGUGUCCAGCAUCACCUUUCCAGCCGUGAGCGCGCUGGUGUCUCGCUGCACGGAUCGCGACCAGCAGGGAGCUGUUCAGGGCAUGAUCACAGGGAUCCGAGGUCUGUGUAACGGACUCGGCCCGGCUCUGUUCGGAUUCAUUUUCUUCCUCUUCAAUGUGGAGCUGAAGGAGCUGAGUCCCGUGGAGCCGAACCCCGUCACGCCGGACACUGAAGAGAAGCGUGUGAUUCCUGGCCCUCCCUUCCUCUUUGGCGCGUGUUCGGUUCUUCUGGCUCUGCUGGUGGCGGUUUUCAUUCCCGCUCAACACGCUCCAGCGCUGAAGACGGAGUCUGCGAGCGGCGUCACGGAGAACGGAUCGGUUCCUGUGAGCGACGAAGACAACGAGCCUCUUUUACAGGACAGCAGUUUAUAAGCCCAGGAGGAAACUCCUCUGGUUUGGGUUUUAUUCCAGCAGCGUGUCUGACAAAGCCUUUUACUGAAUGU